CCCGGAGCGACAGUGGAACUCCAAAGUUGCGCCCGGACCUUGGCCCUGACAGUCGCAGCUCCUGGCGUGAUCCGGCCCGCUGUCCUCCGCCGCCACCCGCUGUCCUCCGCCGCCACCCGCUGUCUUCCGUGUCCAGCCCUCGGCGCCGGCAUGACGGGCUCGCUGUUCAAGGCAAACUUCUGGAACGCGGACUUUCUCAGCACGGUCGGCUAUGACAGCAUCAUCCAGCACCUGAACAAUGGCCGCAAGAACUGCAAGGAAUUUGAGGAUUUUUUAAAAGAACGGGCAGCAAUUGAAGAGAAAUAUGGCAAAGACCUGUUGAAUCUCUCCAGGAAGAAGCCAUGUGGACAGUCCGAGAUCAAUACGUUGAAGAGAGCCCUUGAGGUCUUCAAGCAGCAGGUAGACAAUGUGGCCCAGUGUCACAUCCAGCUUGCGCAGACUCUAAGAGAAGAGGCCAGGAGGAUGGAAGAAUUCAGGGAAAAGCAAAAGCUACAGCGGAAAAAGACAGAAACUAUAAUGGAUGCUGCCCACAAACAGAAGAACUCACAAUACAAGAAGACCAUGGAUGCCAAGAAGACUUACGAGCAGAAGUGCCGGGACAAGGAUGAGGCAGAGCAGGCUGUCCAGCGCAAUGCCAAUAUGGCCAACCCAAAGCAACAAGAGAAGCUUUUUGUGAAACUGGCCACUUCAAAGACCGCAGUAGAGGAUUCAGAUAAAGCCUACAUGUUGCACAUCAACAUACUGGAGAAGGUCCGAGAAGACUGGCAGAGCGAGCACAUUAAGGCCUGCGAGGUGUUUGAGGCUCAAGAAUGUGAGCGCAUCAACUUCUUCCGGAAUGCGUUGUGGUUACAUCUGAAUCAGCUGUCACAGCAAUGCGUCACCAGUGAUGAGAUGUAUGAACAAGUCCGUAAGAGUUUGGAACUGUGCAGCAUUGAAAAGGAUAUUCAGUAUUUUGUGAACCAGCGUAAAACUGGAUAUACUCCACCAGCACCCAUCAUGUAUGAGAAUUUCUACUCUUCUCAGCGGAAUGCGGCCCCACAAGGAAAGACUACAGGGCCCAAUGUAGCAAGGAGAGGACCUCCCCCAGUUCCUAAACGUCUACCAGACGACCCAGAUUACUCCUUGGUGGAGGACUACACUUUGCUCUAUCAGUAGCACCCGUGGCG
Molecule: messenger RNA, 1166 nt
Organism: Myodes glareolus (Bank vole)
Lineage: Eukaryota; Metazoa; Chordata; Mammalia; Rodentia; Cricetidae
Source: RefSeq, a predicted model, not a curated record